UCCGCCUCAGCGCACCUCUCCGCCCCUCGCUCUGCCGCUUGACGGCGGGGAGCGCAGCUGGGCGGGAACUGACACCGAGAGGGCCACUCGGGGAGGCAUGCCGUGCUCCGAGGCCGCCCUGCAGCCGUCCCCCAGCAAGAGGCAGAAAGGCUCAGCGGUCGGGGAGCCCUCCGCUCGGCUUCGCUUCACCAAGCUGUCCAAGAACGCCUGCACUCCGUCCAAGGGCUCUGCGCGAGCCGCGGGCUACGAUUUGUACAGUGCCUAUGACUAUGUCAUCCCACCCAUGGAAAAGGCUGUCGUGAAAACAGACAUUCAAAUUGCCCUUCCUGCUGGAUGCUAUGGCCGAGUAGCACCACGUUCCGGUUUAGCUGCAAAGCACUUUAUAGAUGUUGGUGCUGGUGUUAUUGAUGAGGAUUACAGGGGAAACGUUGGCGUGGUACUCUUCAACUUUGGCAAGGAGACUUUUGAAGUUAAGAAAGGAGAUAGAAUUGCCCAGCUCAUCUGUGAACGCAUUUUCUAUCCUGAGCUAGAAGAAGUUCAGGCUCUAGAUGAUACAGAACGUGGUGAAGGUGGCUUUGGUUCUACUGGAAAGAACUGAAAAUUAUUUGAAUGUGCUUUCUAUUGCUUUUUUAUUGUUCUACUUCUAAAUUUGCAUUUGAAUUAGAUGUAAUAUUUUGAAUUUCUUGGGCUAUUAGUUGUUUUUUUUUAUUAUUAAAUAUUUUGUCCUCAUUAAUAUUUGUGUAAAGAAAGCUUUUGUGUGUAUCAAUGUUUUGUACCAAGAGUUUUUCUUUGUACAGAGUUAGCAAUAAUAUGUGUAUUGAUAUGGCUUCCUACUGUAAUCUCUAAAUUGGAAUAAGGUGAAGAUAUUCAAUACUGCAUCUCCUAUGACUUGUUAAAAAUGGUUGUUUCAAAGGUAAUGUUCUAAUUUUGAUCCUUAUCUGGUUCUCAAAUAGACAUUUUUUCAGCUCACUAGAUAAAGAGCAGGGAAUAUGGUGUGUUAAGUAAACAUUACAACUCAUCUGGAAAUCAAUAUAGUAAAUAAAUGCUAUGAAGCACACUGCUGUUCAACUUUCAUGAAUAAGGUACUGUAUGGAAGAACACACUGUUUUGAUGAUUCAGAAUCAAACCUUUUUUCUCCAGUUGGAGUAUUUAAUCCAUUUUGACCAGUUAACAAAACCUUUUGGAAUGGAUCCCAGUGGCAAGGUAGAAAGGUUUUUGUAGACCCAGAUGUUCACAGAAUUCUCCUUGCUGGUAUUGGGAUAUAGUUUUUUGUCCUUGUUUUGCAUCCUUUUCUACUACUAGCCAUUUCCAAAGUUUGGCACAUUAUGAUAUUGUCCCACUACCCUGAAGAGCUGGAAAACAAAGAUGACAGCAUUCUAAUUCCAUUAUCCAUAGUCAUUACUUUGACUUGGCAGUGGUGAAAUUGCAAGUACAUCUUUUACCAAGGUAAAAACCGUUCCUCUUAUGUGCAUUACCCGCUAAGCACUGCUUUUUUUCUCUUAAAGCCUUACCACAACACUGUUCUAUCUGUAAUACACAGGCUUACCAUGCCAAUGGGUAUUGUGAGUGAGAAGCACGUCAUGGUAAUAAGGUUCUAAAUCUGUUGGAAAAAUGAUCUUGACAUUAAGCAUCUUCCCUUAUAUAAUCUGCCAGAAAGGAUCUUCAGUUAUCAAAGACUAUUUAAAUGUCUUAAAAUAAGAAUAAAUUCUUUUCUGUAAACCCAUUUCUUGCUAGAGUUUGAGAGUAAGUUUUGCUGCUCCUCUUCCCUCCUAGUAAAACAAAAACAAACAAAAAAAAAAACAA
Molecule: messenger RNA, 1803 nt
Organism: Meleagris gallopavo (turkey)
Lineage: Eukaryota; Metazoa; Chordata; Aves; Galliformes; Phasianidae
Gene: DUT
Product: deoxyuridine triphosphatase
Biological process (GO): dUTP catabolic process; dUMP biosynthetic process
Molecular function (GO): dUTP diphosphatase activity; magnesium ion binding
Source: RefSeq, a predicted model, not a curated record